This is a messenger RNA of Sturnus vulgaris (Common starling), 1206 nucleotides long. RefSeq names its product lymphocyte antigen 96 (gene LY96). NCBI's taxonomy places the organism in Eukaryota, Metazoa, Chordata, Aves, Passeriformes, Sturnidae. Gene Ontology annotation, cellular component: lipopolysaccharide receptor complex. The record is from RefSeq and is a predicted model, not a curated record. Gene Ontology annotation, biological process: positive regulation of lipopolysaccharide-mediated signaling pathway; detection of lipopolysaccharide; cellular response to lipopolysaccharide. Gene Ontology annotation, molecular function: lipopolysaccharide binding; lipopolysaccharide immune receptor activity; Toll-like receptor 4 binding.
UUUCAUUUUUCACUCUUGGUUUGAGCUGCAUUGUCUGGGGAAAAUGUAACAACAAAAGCAGGAAUUCUUUUUCAUAACAAAAUUUAGUGUGAUGAUGACUGACAGUGCUGCAGUAGGAUUAACAAAGAUUGCAGAGAAUUUGAUAAAUAACAGAACUUUCCCUGAAGACAUGUGACUGACAGUGACUGUGCUGAAUUUUCUUCCUCUUUCUCCCAAACGACGUUUUAUACUGUCGAAUACUGAGCAAAAAAAAGUAACUAUGUUUGGACUCUUUUUUUUCAUUUUAUUCACCCCUGGAGUCAGUGAAUUCAUUUGUACCUCAUCAGAUCUUGAUAUGUCAUAUACCUUUUGUGAUUCUAUAGCUCAUGCUUUCACGUUUAAUCUGACACCUUGCAGCACGAUGAACAAAUAUGACUGGAAGGCUGCUCUUACCUGGAUUCCAAGAAAUGAUAUCCACUUUUUGAAGAUUGUCUUCAAAGUCUGGUAUGAUGGGGCCAGAUCACUCACCUGGAAAGAACUCCUUUGCAGUGGAGCUGAUGAUAAAUACUCAGUGUGUGGAACACUGAAAGGAGAAACACUUGUAUCAGCAUUUGACAUUAAAGGCUCAAGAAUAAAUUUUCCAAAGGGCAAUUACAGUAUUAUUGUACAAGGAUUCUCUGAUGAUUCUGAGAAUAAUAUGCUCAUAUGCUUGAAUUUCACCAUGAUAGUAAAACAAGAUGCUUACUGAGCACAACAAACUUCUCAAAUAAUUCCAGAACAUGGAGGUCACUUCUGUGAGCAACUUGAAUCCAAGCUAUGAAGUAAUAUGCACACCGAAUUUCCUGAGGCAGAAUACAUCAUGUGCUGUCUGGGAAGCUGUAUGAUAUAUAGUCUUACUCAUUUGUAGCAUAGCCCUAAUCAGUUGCUCAGCCAAUGUGCUCAAAAUCUCUGGGAAUCCUGAGAUCCUGAUUAAUUCACAGAAUUACCCUGACUGGAUGUCAGGCUGGUCCUGCAUUUUGGUGCUGUGCCUUGAGUUACAAUAAAGUUGACUCCUUCAGGCUGAGCUAAAGUAAUCAAGAAGUUUUGAAGUUUUGAAGUGCAAAAAUCAGAAGUUCAGUAUUCAAUUUAAAAUGACACAGCAACUGAAUUUGGGAACCCUGCUGUGAGGUGGGGGGGUGUUUGGUUUGUUUGGUUUUUUUUUCUUGUAACAAUAAAACUUGUUUGUAC